Molecule: messenger RNA, 3116 nt
Organism: Coregonus sp. 'balchen'
Lineage: Eukaryota; Metazoa; Chordata; Actinopteri; Salmoniformes; Salmonidae
Source: the annotation of a GenBank genome assembly
UCGAAACCGGUGUUUGUUGGAUAUAUUGGCACGGUUUGUCUUUGUCUCGGGCCUAACAACACCCGUGCCAAUAUAUCCAACAAACACCGGCUUCUCGGGCAUUAUCACUUAAGUAUACACCAGCUCUGCUCAGGCACCCAUUGGGAUCUAUGGGGUUAAUUUAAACUCCUUCCCCGCUGUACUUCCUCGUCACUGUCAUGCUUCUGAUUCUCUCUCUCUUGAGAAAUGCCUGAAUAAUUUGAUGCGGUUGGAGAAAAACGAAAGACGGCAAGUUUUGCGUGCACACUUUUGAUUUGGAAUUGGUUAACUUAAUUUUUCCACCUUGUAUUGUGUCUUGAUAUUACAACUUGACAUUAUGCUGUGGUGGAAUGUCUGUGCUGUAUGGAGUAAACUCAGUGACUAAGUAAAUAUAUAACUUCCUCAAACUACACAGAACACUGCUCAUUAACAUACAAUGGGUGAAACAAGACGACGAGCUUUUAAAAUAGUUAUUCAGAUAACUUGCCAACUUCUAUGGGUAAGAUCUUACAGCACUAAGCCAAUCAGAUACACCGCUGACCAUAAUGUGCUUCUGCAUUGUAUGUCCUGUAAAACUGUUUAAGCUAACAUAUGUUAAGGAAUGGCAAAUCAUUAUACAUAUUGCAAUAAUUAUUUGACUUCAGCCUAUUGCAUAUUUCUAUGCACUUUUGAUAUGUAUUGUUAAUUUUGUCCAUUGAAAGACUGUAAUGUAUAUCAUUAAAAGACAGAAUUUGCUUUGCAUUAUACAGCAAACAGCUUAGAAUAUGUUAUAGGAAGUGUUUCCACCACUCCUUUUCUCUGUCUUCUAUUCAUUCUUGCUGCAUGUUUACAGAUUAAUUGCCUAGAUGCUGUUGAAUCCACAUGACUAACUGAAAAGAUGGCAUCUCGUGUGUGUAAUUAGAUUCAGUGAGAACUAAGAAAGCCUCAGACCUAGAGUGGGAUUUAAUUAUUUUACACGCGCACACAAAAUGUUUAUGAAAGAUUAACGUUUCUUCAAAUACGUUUUUUUUUGCUGAAUUAGUUAUUUCUGCACUGCACCCUCACAAGAAUUGUUGGCUACUGAAUGAUAUGAUAAACACACUGUCUCUCUGUCUCCCUCUCUUUUUCUCGUUCCCUCCCUCCCUCUCUAUCUCUCUCUCUCCCUCUCCCUCUCUAUCUAUCUAUCUCUCCCUCUCUAUCUAUCUAUCUCUCCCUCUCUAUCUCUCCCUCCCUAUCCCUUCCUCCCUAUCUUUCCCUACCUAUCCCUCCCUCCCUAUCUCUCCCUCCCUCUCUAGCUGGCAGGUCUGAUGGUAGGUCUGAGUGGUAUGUACUUGUUGUUGAUCUACAGACACAAUGGCCUGUUCUUCGCCCACACAUACAUCAUCCUCCCAGCAUGCCUAGCUCUGGCCAGCGCUACCUUGCUAUUGGCCAGCGGAGGACUGGGCAUCUGGGUGUCCCUCAGAAAGUCAGCCUGGCUACAGGCCGUGGUGAGAGAGGGAGAGAGAGAGAGAGAGUCUGUGUUUGUGUGUCUGAAUAGAAUAAAAUGUAUGUAUUUUCUACAGUUUUGGAUGGAGCUUAUCACCUUAUCUGUUGUCAUGGUGCUUGGCCGUUUCAGUUUGUCUAUCUGCUGGUCAUGGUUUUCUGCCUGGAGGCAACUGCUGCUGCUCUAGCCUAUGUCAACGCAGGAAAGGUACUUAGAUAUGGCUUUACAAAACUACCAAAAGAGCACACAUCCCCAUAUUUGACAUUCUACACUGAGUGUAAAAAACAUUAAGGACACCUUCUCUUUCCAUGACAUAGACUGACCAGGUGAAAGUGCCUUUGAACAGGGUAUGGUAGUAAGUGCCAGGCACACCGGUUUGUGUCAAGAACUGCAAUGCUGCUGGGUUUUUCACACUCAACAGUUUCCCGUGUGUAUCAAGAAUGGUCCAACACCCAAAGGACAUCCAGCCAACUUGACAUAACUGUGGGAAUCAUUGGAGUCAACAUGGGCCAGCAUCCCUGUGGAAUGCUUUCGACACCUCGUAGAGUCCAUGCCCCGAUGAAUUGAGGCUGUUCUGAGGGCAAAAGUGGGGGGGUGCAACUCAAAAUUAGGAAGGUGUCCUUAAUGUUUUGUACUCUCAAUGUAUGUUAUAGUUAUGAUAAAUAACAUGAUGUGACUGACCUGUGUUCAGGUGGACUUAGAGCUGGCUCCCUUCAGGAGUGUCUUUCGAAGAUACACAGGAAGCAGUCAGGACCCAGGAUCCAAUGCUGUGGACGCCACACAGAAAGAGGUGUGUGUGUGUGUGUGUGAUCAUGAUCUGAACUGAUCUAAUGACUAUCUGUGAUGUGAAUCCUCUCCAGUUGCAGUGCUGUGGUAUCUAUGACUACCGUGACUGGUUGGCCACGCCCUGGUUUAACCACAGUGGGCGGGGCAGUGUACCUCACAGCUGCUGUAUCUCCACCUACCACAUCUGUAAUGGUACCCUGGAGCUGCCCGGGCUACUAUAUCAAAAGGUACACACACACACACACACAUACACCAGCCCUGGCCCACUGUGGUGAUCCAAAGGUAUGUAUGUACAUACACACCUGGGCAGCAUUUCCUUCCAGAGAGAUGGCACUCCCCUUACUCAGUUGUGUGUGUGUCCUCUCUCUCAGGGCUGCCAGGUGAAGCUGGAGGAGGCCUUGCUUUUUGUUCUGCGUCUCAUCAUCUGGUCAUCUCUGGCAGUGGCACUAGUGGAGGUGGGAACCACUAGAGGGCACUGUGGGGUAUAGUGGAACAACAUGAAAAGGGUCGUGUAGCAAAACAUUUUACAACAGAAAAUAAAAAUGAGUGUUUCUUAUUGGACAAGAUCAGGUAGUACCUGGUGUAACCAUACUUAUCUCUCUCUCUCUCUCACUCUCUCUGUCUCACUCUCUUUCUCACACACACAGACUGUAGGGUUUGUGAGUGUGGCUCAGUUGAUGAUGGACCAGCCUCUGUUGGAGUAUGGAAUACUGGACAGGGAGUGGGACUGAAGCCUGAACCAGAGUGGCAGAAAGUGUUCUGGACCGAGAAUCUACUUUAGAAAUACUAUGACCUGGAACUUAGUAAAGUUCAUGAUGCUGUGGACCUUAAAGGCCCAGUGCAGUCAAAA